Exophiala bonariae is the source of this 210-nucleotide messenger RNA. RefSeq names its product Succinate--CoA ligase [ADP-forming] subunit alpha, mitochondrial. The transcript has 3 exons. The record is from RefSeq and is a predicted model, not a curated record. NCBI's taxonomy places the organism in Eukaryota, Fungi, Ascomycota, Eurotiomycetes, Chaetothyriales, Herpotrichiellaceae. Bases 1 to 210 code for a protein of 69 amino acids. Gene Ontology annotation, molecular function: succinate-CoA ligase (ADP-forming) activity; succinate-CoA ligase (GDP-forming) activity. Gene Ontology annotation, biological process: tricarboxylic acid cycle. Gene Ontology annotation, cellular component: mitochondrion; succinate-CoA ligase complex (ADP-forming).
AUGAGUGCUGAGGGGGAUGCAGCCGACUUUUUGAAGAGCGAAAACAAGAAGAACAAGUCCAUUGUGAGCUGUAUCGCCGGUAUCAGUGCGCCACCUGGACGAAGAAUGGGUCAUGCAGGUGCAAUUGUCAGUGGAGGCAAGGGUGGUGCUGACUCGAAGAUCUCGGCCCUGGAAGCUGCGGCGGAGAAAGUCGACACGUACCGCAAGUAG